Messenger RNA from Raphanus sativus (radish), 1343 nucleotides. RefSeq names its product ultraviolet-B receptor UVR8. NCBI's taxonomy places the organism in Eukaryota, Viridiplantae, Streptophyta, Magnoliopsida, Brassicales, Brassicaceae. The transcript is spliced from 7 exons. The coding region runs from base 52 to 1212 and encodes 386 amino acids. The record is from RefSeq and is a predicted model, not a curated record.
GCGACUAGGCGGGGAGGCCUGUGACACGGUGUGGUGAGAGACGGUGGUGUAAUGGCCCAACACGGUGUAACUCCUCCGGCUGAUGAGAAAGAAGAACAAGUAUGGAGCUGGGGGGCAGGAACGGACGGUCAACUAGGGACUGCCACGUUGCAAGACGAGCAUCUCCCGCAGCUUCUCUCACUAAAGUCACUUGCUUCCAUAUCGAUGCUCGCCUGUGGCGGCGCUCACGUCAUCGCCUUGACUUCUGGUGGUAAGGUGUUGACAUGGGGAAGGGGAAACUCUGGUCAAUUAGGACAUGGAGACAUCCUCGACUCUUCUUUGCCUAAACCAGUAUCUUUCUUCCAAGACUAUGUUGUAACUCAAGCCUCAGCUGGAUGGAGCCACUCUGGUUUUGUCUCAGACUCCGGUUGCCUAUUCACAUGUGGCAAUGGCUCAUUUGGUCAGCUUGGUCAUGGUGAUAACAUGUCACUUUGCUCUCCAACUAAAGUCUCUUUCUUUGUUGAUAAGACUGUGAUGAUGGUAGCUUGUGGUAUGCGCCACUCACUUGUCCUGUUCGCAGGGAAUCAUGUGUGCGGAUUCGGUUCUGGAAAACGCGGACAGCUAGGUAUCUCAUCACAGAAAACAAAGUCAGUAGUAAAUCUUCCAUGUGUUGUCUCUGGAUUAGAAGAUGUUGAGGUUGUUCGUACAGCGGCUAAUGGAGACCAUAGUGCAGCUAUCUCCGCUGAUGGACAGAUGUUCAGUUGGGGAAGAGGAUUCAGCGGCAGUCCUGAUGUUCAAACCCCUCAGUGUUUGCCUUCAUCUCUUUCUUUCAGAGAAGUUGCUUUAGGAUGGAAUCAUGCUCUGUUACUAACCGUGGAUGGCCAAGUUUUCAAGCUUGGUAACACUCUUGAUAAACAAUCCGAGAAGCAACAACUGCAAGUAGAUUCCUCUGAACCUCUCUUGGAGAAAGUUCCAGGCUUUGACGGAGUUAAAGCUGUGCAAAUUGCAGCUGGAGCAGAGCACUCUGCUGCUGUAACAGAUAAUGGAGAAGUUCAGACAUGGGGAUGGGGUGAACAUGGUCAGCUAGGUCUUGGAAACACCAAUGAUCAGAACAAUCCUCAACUGGUGAGACUGGGAAGUGUAGACAAGCGGACGAAAGAGACCAAAGUAUAUUGCGGAAGUGGAUUUACCUAUGCAGUAAGGCGAAUACAACAGCUUUCGUCUUCAUCAUAGAAAUGGAUGUAUCAUAUCUAAUGUGUAACACUGUACAAUGCGGGAAGUCAAAUUUUUUGCUUUAUUCUCGUCAGAGGAACAUUGUCAUUACAAUGAAAAUUUUGAGAUAUACAGAUUCUUUUUUUUCUUAA